Molecule: messenger RNA, 1656 nt
Organism: Penicillium angulare
Lineage: Eukaryota; Fungi; Ascomycota; Eurotiomycetes; Eurotiales; Aspergillaceae
Product: Arginine permease CAN1
Exons: 3
Coding region: 1-1656 (551 amino acids)
Biological process (GO): amino acid transmembrane transport
Cellular component (GO): membrane
Molecular function (GO): amino acid transmembrane transporter activity
Source: RefSeq, a predicted model, not a curated record
AUGGCGUCCUCCCCCAAAGCAACCUCCAUCAAGGAGCCAUCCUACGAAGAUCCCAUCGCGCCGAAACAUGAAGUCACAGACCACGUUUAUGCCCAGGAAGAUGGGAUUGCUUCAAGCGGACAACAGCUACCCACAUUAAAGCGAAAGUUGAAGAGCAGGCAUCUACAGAUGAUUGCGAUCGGUGGUACAAUCGGUACAGGUCUUUUUAUUUCAAGCGGCGAAGCCCUCGCGAAUGCCGGCCCAGUUGGAGCCCUGAUUGCCUACAUAUUCAUUGGCACUAUUGUCUUUUCGGUCAUGACCUCCCUAGGCGAAAUCGCUACCUUCCUCCCUAUUCCAGGAGCCUUCACGUCAUACGCGACCAGAUUGAUUGAUCCCAGUCUUGGCUUUGCGAUGGGCUGGAUCUACUGGUUCUCGUGGGCUAUUACUUUCGGCCUCGAACUGACUGCCACGGGACUGAUCGUUCAAUACUGGGAUAGUUCGAUUAAUAUCGCUAUAUUUAUUGCUAUAUUCUGGGUAGUGAUCUUUAUUUUCAAUCUACUGCCAGUCAAUUUCUAUGGAGAGCUUGAAUUUUGGCUAUCUACCAUUAAAGUCGUUACUGUUAUAGGUUUCAUCAUUUUCGGCAUUUGCAUUGAUGCCGGUGCUGGAAUACAGGGAUACCUUGGCUUCCACAAUUGGGUCCAUCCAGGUCCCUUUGUCGACUAUCUCGUUACUCCGGGGCCGACCGCCAGAUUUGUUGGCUUCUGGGCAGUUCUCAUUCAGGCGGGAUUCUCUUGCCAGGGCACUGAAUUAGUUGGCCUCGCAGCUGGCGAAAGUGAAAACCCGCGGGUAACAGUCCCGAAGGCAAUCAGAGCGACCUUCGUCCGAAUUCUCCUCUUCUACGUCUUCACGGUGUUCUUCAUUGGUCUCCUCGUGCCAUCUGAUAACAAGGAGCUUCUUAAUGGCUCGUCGGAUGCCUCUGCCUCGCCGUUCGUUAUCGCCGCCAAGCUGGCCGGUGUCAAGACGUUACCUAGCAUCAUCAAUGCCGUCCUAUUGACUGUGGUUUUAUCAGCUGCCAACUCCAAUGUCUAUUCUGGUAGUCGUAUGCUUAUCGGCUUAGCGAACGACGGAUAUGCACCUUCCUUCUUCGCAAAGACUACUAAGGGCGGCGUACCUUACUACGGUGUGGCGCUUACAGCAGCCUUCGGAUUGCUUGGGUUCAUGAACAUCUCAAGCUCCGGAACUGAUGUAUUCAAUUGGCUUUUGAAUAUCUCUACUGUCGCUGGAUUCAUUUUGUGGGCCUCGCUGAAUGCUUGCCACAUUGCCUUCAUGCGUGCCCUGAAGGCGCGAAACUUCCCUCGGGACAGUCUUCCAUAUAAAGCCCCUUUCCAGCCGUUCUUGGCACAUUACGGAUUAUUCAUGAACAUUCUUAUUCUUUUCACACAGGGAUUCACGGCGUGGAUUCCUUCCUUCAGCGUGGAAAACUUUUUCGUGGCAUACGUCAGUCUUAUUCUCUUCGCCAUCUUGUGGAUCGGUCAUAAGGUUGUUUACCGUGAUCCAUUCGUGUCUCCUGGUCAAGCUGAUCUUGAUACUGGACGUACCGAGAUUGAAAAUGAGCACUGGGAGGUUCAUGUGCCUACAACAUGGUACGGCAAGAUAUGGUACUGGUUGAAUGGUUAA